UGUUAUUUUUUUCUUUAGAAUAUUUUAAAUAUUAUUAUAUCAAUUUUUUUUUUAAAUAAUUGUUGCUUUUCUAAAUAAAUAAAUGCACAAUUAGCAUAAUUACAUAUAAAACAAACAUAUAUUUACAGCUUAAAUUACAAAUUCUAUACGUACAUUAUAAGCAAAAAUGAAAUACAAAGAUGACCUAUACUUGAAACAGUUUUUAAAUGUAACAUGCUAUGCUAAUGAGAAAAUAAUGAACGUCAUUCAAUCCACUAAUCAUGUACAUUAUUUACUUUACAUUUGUUAUCACCUAUAUUAUCAGUACAAUAUUGUGACUGAGAGGUCGCAUCAUACGAAUAAUCUACAACUAACGUAAGAUAAUACAAAAAUUGCGUUACUUAAAACAACCGCAAUGUGGUAUUUUAGACAUAUAAAUAAAAUACGGCCUUCUUUAAACCUUAAGUCAUUGGCAAGAUUUAAUCAUGUUCAAGUCAAAGAAAGCAUUAAAAGGCUACAAAUUAGUAAAGUCCUCAUUGCCAACCGAGGUGAGAUAGCAUGCAGAGUAAUGCGUACAGCUAAAAAGUUGGGUAUUCGGACUGUUGCAGUAUAUUCUGAUGCUGAUAAACAUGCAAUGCAUGUUGAAAUGGCUGAUGAAGCAUAUCACAUAGGUCCUGCCCCAUCAGCACAGAGCUACCUAAAUGCAGCUAAAAUAUUAGAUAUAGCAAAGAAAUCCAACAGUCAUGCCAUCCAUCCUGGUUAUGGCUUCUUAUCAGAAAAUGUAGAAUUCUGUGAAAAGUGCACCAAGGAGGGAGUCAUAUUCAUUGGACCUCCACCUUCAGCCAUUAGAGAUAUGGGUAUAAAAAGCACAUCAAAAGCCAUAAUGUCGAGUGCUGGAGUGCCAAUAGUAAGAGGUUAUCAUGGUGAAGAUCAAAGUAUCGAGAGGCUUCAAGCUGAAGCUCAGAAAGUUGGAUUUCCACUUAUGAUUAAAGCUGUGCGAGGCGGUGGUGGCAAAGGUAUGAGAAUAGCAAUGACAGAGGAAGAAUUCCUACCACAGUUAGAGUCAGCUAAAAGAGAAUCAUUGAAAUCGUUUGGAGACGACAAUAUGCUUUUAGAACAAUACAUUACAGAUCCACGGCAUGUAGAAGUGCAGGUAUUUGCUGACAUGCAUGGAAAUGUAGUGCAUCUAUUUGAAAGAGACUGCUCUGUACAAAGACGGCAUCAAAAAAUCAUAGAAGAAGCACCUGCUCCAGGUCUGUCAGAAAAUACCCGUAAGGCGAUAGGCGAGGCUGCAGUCAGAGCUGCUCGCGCCGUAGGCUACGUCGGCGCUGGCACUGUGGAGUUCAUACUACACAGAGUUACACACGAAUUCCACUUUAUGGAAAUGAACACUCGGUUGCAAGUUGAACAUCCCAUUACAGAGAUGAUCACUGGAACCGACCUAGUGGAGUGGCAGCUCCGCGUGGCUGGUGGCGAACCGUUACCAUUGACGCAAGAAGAGGUGGUGCGGCGCGGCCACGCUGUGGAGUGCAGGAUCUAUGCUGAAGAGCCAUCUGCUGGAUUUUUACCCCGAGCUGGCACCCUGCACCGUCUCAGGCAGCCUGCACCAGAAGACAACGUGAGGAUAGAAACAGGCGUACGCGAAGGACAAGAGGUGUCCGUACAUUACGAUCCGAUGAUAGCCAAGUUGGUAGUGUGGGGUCGCGAUCGCAACGAGGCCUUGGCGAAGACCAGAGCAAAGCUUUCCGAAUAUCAGGUGGCGGGGCUUGAAACAAACGUAAACUUCUUGCUGCGACUUAGCGGCGCGACGGCAUUCGUAUCGGGCGACGUACACACAGCGUUCAUUCCACAACACGAGGCCGAGCUGUUCCCAGCCUCUGACCAACGUCUAGCAAACCAACGCAGUAUUCACGCCGCACUUGGAUUUUUACUUAAUUCUCAAAGAAAUAACUCAAUAACACCAAAUUGGAAAGGAAUCUCAGUAGAAUCUGCAUCAUGGAGACCCAAUUAUCAACUAAGAAAAACUAUACCGUUGAAAUUUGAAGACAAAGACUUAAAAGUGACAAUAGAAUACGAAACCGCGCCAAAUUCAUACCGCGUACAAGUGAACGAUGGCGAAUGGCAGCAAAUUGAGGCGACUUUACGAGACACGGAACUCGGACUUCGGCUCAUCACACGUAUAGGGGAUAGGACCAGUAAUGUUGGUCUACUGACUUAUGAGGACCAAGUGCAUGUCUAUGAUGAGAAUGGUCAAACUGUUCACUAUAUACCGCGGCCCAAGUAUCAGGCGGGAAGCGAGGAGGAUGUCGCCAUCUCACAGAAUAGCGCCUGCUCGCCUACUCCUGGUGUGAUGGAAAGGAUUUUAGUUGCUAAAGGAGAUAAGGUGGUAAAAGGCCAGCCCUUAUUUGUAGUAAUAGCAAUGAAAAUGGAGUACGUGGUCCGCUCGCCAAGAGACGGCGUCGUAGCGAACGUGGCGGCCGUGAAACAAGGUGACGCGGUCGGGAAGGGAGCUCAAAUAGUACUGCUUGAGGACGCCAGUUAAAUAUAAAAAUGUUUAUAGACGUACUAAUUAUAUCAAGCCGCGUAUUUAUGAUAUAUAUAUAUAUAUAUAUAUAUAUAUAUAUAUAUAUAUAUAUAUAUAUAUAUAUAUAUAUAUAUAUAUAUAUAUAUAUAUAUAUAUUUGUUAAUUAUUAUAAACUUGAUGAGAGCAUCACAAUAUGUUGCAGUUCAAAGCAAUAUUACGCAAGUUAAUUUACAACAAUUCUUCCUCAAACAGCAUUUUAUCACAUAAUGUUUGUGAAAACAGAGAAAACGGAUUUAAACAUCAACAACAUUGAUUUUGAAUAUCAGCUACUCAACAAAAGUUUGCCUUGAAUACGUGACUUUAUUCAUAACAACAUAAAUCUCCACUAAACAUAGAAUUUGCCUCAAAAGUUGUUUAGCGAACUUACUAUACGCCAAUGAGAUUUUAAAUAACACUCAUGGUUGGAUCAAUGUAUAAAACGAAUUUUAAUACAGAGUUAAUAUUAUAAAAGACAGAGUUAGGUUUUAUUAUGGUUGUAAUUAGGUUGGACCAACGAAUUUAUUUCCGAGCUUUAUAAAGAAUAUUUGUGAAGAUAUGUUCUCUGUUGUUCAAUCAUGCAUUUAGAUUAAAUGAUAUUUUUAGUAUUCUUUUACAGAAGUUCUAUCAAAGAAACAAGCAUCCUUUUAUAGAAGUUUUACCAAAGAAACAAACAUCUUUUUAUAGAAGUUUUGCCAAAGAAACAUAGAUAUGAAAACGACAAAAAUUUGAAUAUUGAUGGCCCCUUGGAACCUUCAGGGGGAUAUCGGGUACCUACCCGAAGUGGUCCACAAAACCUUUUGUAAUAGAUUAAAAUAAUAACAACAAGUCGACACAAAAGUUACGCCACAAUUUGAAUAAAUUUUGUCAAAUGGUCCCUCAUUAUUACAAAGUCCGUUAACUACUGAUCCAGGGUUUACUUUAAAAAUAACUAUUCCUUAAAAGAAUCCUUAUUAUUUCGAUUUCAUUCAGUACCUAUAAACUAUAAAUAGUAUAUAGGAGAAAUGUGGCAUAUACCACUUGGUUAUACUUUCCCUUAAAAUAUUUUUAACAUUGGAAAACUACCCUCAAAUGCUAGUCAAUAAUAUAAUCUUUAUUAUCAUGGUACAAAAACCGUCGAAUAUAUAGUUCAUAAGUAAAACUUCGAAUAUUAUCACACCUAAAUUGUGAUUAUUUCUUGUAAUUGUUUAUAUUUAUAAUAAGUUUACUAUUGUAAUCUUUUUGAGGAAACAAUAAAGCGUAUCUAUCUAUCUAUCUAAAUAAGAGGAUUAUUAUUUUCACUUCUUUCAAAUGGUAAUAAGACAAAGAUUUGUUAAAAAAAUCAUGUAUUUAAUUUAAUAGAUACAUUAUUAAAAAAAAAUUCCUUGACUAAUUCUAUAUGGGAUCAACAGGAAAGUCAGUCCUAUAGAAUGUCUAUAAAGUUGAAUGGUUUCUCCAUAAGUGACUCCAACUAUGCAAUGCUGUUUAUAUAUAAUAUAUUUUUAUAUAAAAAGAUUUACAAAUUUUUAAAUGAUUAUAAAUUUAUAUAAAACAGGGUUUACAAAUAUGUAAUAUGCGAUCUUUACGCAUUUACAAUGUAAUUUCAAUAGUUUUUAUAAUAUUAUGUAAUGUACUGAAAUAAUACUAAAAGUGCAUUCUUAUGUAAUGUAAAUAAAUUUUAAUAUAUUUACGGUUGAUUCUA
Molecule: messenger RNA, 4220 nt
Organism: Galleria mellonella (greater wax moth)
Lineage: Eukaryota; Metazoa; Arthropoda; Insecta; Lepidoptera; Pyralidae
Gene: Mccc1
Product: methylcrotonoyl-CoA carboxylase subunit alpha, mitochondrial
Exons: 14
Coding region: 395-2521 (708 amino acids)
Cellular component (GO): mitochondrion
Molecular function (GO): metal ion binding; ATP binding; methylcrotonoyl-CoA carboxylase activity
Source: RefSeq, a predicted model, not a curated record